Spizellomyces punctatus DAOM BR117 is the source of this 3338-nucleotide messenger RNA. RefSeq lists its product as uncharacterized. The coding region runs from base 937 to 2976 and encodes 679 amino acids. Gene Ontology annotation, biological process: DNA-templated transcription; regulation of DNA-templated transcription. Gene Ontology annotation, cellular component: nucleus. Gene Ontology annotation, molecular function: zinc ion binding; DNA-binding transcription factor activity, RNA polymerase II-specific; DNA binding. Lineage: Eukaryota; Fungi; Chytridiomycota; Chytridiomycetes; Spizellomycetales; Spizellomycetaceae. The transcript has 6 exons. The record is from RefSeq and is a predicted model, not a curated record.
GGUUAUUGAACAAUCUGGCAGAUUCCGAUUGUCGUCGUUUUUUUUUUUUUGUUUGGGUGUGGUGUGUCCCCUUUUUUUUUAAUUUUUUGAAUUUGAUUUCUUUUUCGAUCGUCGGCUGGCCGGCCGGCUUACCUUGUCCUUAUUACACAACCCAUUUAAACAUUUCCCCCAUCUUUCAUUCCCCCCUCCUCCUCCCUUCCUUCCCCCGGCCGCUCCUACUCGAAAGCCAUUUUUCUACCUCCUGUGGACCGUUCGCUGUGUCCAUUGGAUUUUCUUCUUUUCUUUGGUUGUCUACUCGGAACCCGCUUCCUUUUGUCUCCCUCGGCCUUCCUCCCAAGAAAAACUGCAGAACUGCAAAAGAGAAUAAAAAGGGUUGAAUUCCAAGAAAGCCCAAAAAGCGGACGCGAAACCCCAACGCGAACGUGUCUCAACUGCAGUCGCAUGUAUAUAAAGAACACACUGUGAAAAUACGACAACAUUAGAAAGUAUACGCUAGCACCUACUCCCCGCGACACAAACACACAUCACCAUUGGUAAACGAAGGCUCACAAGGCAUUAAUUUAUAUCCUCGCCAUCGUGCAUUUGUUGGAAAUCAUCCGCUCUGGUCGAUACGAGUCAAAACGCCACAGGCUCUGCCUCUCCCCUGCGAUCCCCCCCCAACCCACACACUAGAUCCGAUACAAAAACACACACAAGAGGACAGAUCUGGCGAUCCAAACGCUAUAAACAUCGUAUCUCGUUGGCGUACGGCUUGGUGGCCAGCACCGCAAUGUGCUGAGACAGUCAUCCGCUCCCCAGGGACAAAAACAGCUGUUUACCUAGAUCCAAUUUUUAAAAAAAAAAUUGUGACAUCAGAGCAAGAGUCAAAAACAGCACAACGGGAGAUAUCAGGGCAACGUCGUUUCGAUUCGUUGUGCGAUAUUCUCCACUCACGAUAUGACUUCUCGUGAGAGUUCGCCGUCGGAUUCUUCCCAGACUGCAUCGCCGUCAAAACCUUCGGGUUUAGGUUCUCCGUCAACCCCGUCGGGUUCGUAUCCAUCCGACGCAGUCACAUACUCUUCUGUACCGCGGGGAAUUUCAAGGCAGUUUGAAACCGCACGAAGAGUUCGUUCCCAAGGACAGACAAGGACGGUUUGGGCCUGUGAUAGAUGUUACAGACUAAAGAGCAAGUGCGAUUCUGGUCGACCGGCGUGCGCAACAUGCAUUCGGGGCCGCUUCACCUGCUCAUAUACCGCUAGAGAACGAGGGCUCGGUGCCGCGCGUCGCGGGCGACGAUCAACGACGGUAGACGCAUAUGUACGCAUGUUGGAAGAGCGACUGCGAGAAGUGGAACAACUCAUUGCGACCGGCCGUAGACCUUCAGUUGGCAGUAGCGACUCGGACCGGUCCACACCAGUUGGGUCCCACAAUUACAGAUCCCCCUCCGAUGGACGCACUACACCUACACCUGCUCAUAACGACCCUUCGCGGGUAUCACCGGGCACACGCCACCAUCCUUCUCAAUCGCCCAGUGCACGUCCUCCACCACCGUCUGCUGCUGUUUUUGCGCAAGAUGUACUAGAGGAUAUGCUUCGCAUCUACUUUGAUUACGUUGCUGUCCGAUGGUUUCAUCCACCCGCACAUCGUCGUACUUUUAUGGCCAAACCUCUCUCGGAACAUUCCCCGUUUCUCAUCUAUUCCAUCGCGGCGCAAUCGGCACCGUACUCUGAGCAUCCGGCCGUCAAGGAAUAUAUCAGGGAGAGACAAUUGCCACUGUAUAGAGCAGGCGAACCGUAUUAUUAUCGAGCAAGAGGAUUGAUUGCUGAGCUGCUCGAAAACCCCACUUUUGAGACCGUUUGGGGACUGUCUCUGAUUGGAAUUGCUGCCACAAGAAUGGGAGAACCAAGUGCAUCCGCUUUCUAUGCAAUGUCCAUACGAAUGGCCGUCGUGCUGAACAUGUAUAUCGAUCCGGAUGUAGAAGAAGUGCACGGUCCGCUUCCGUGGCUUGUCAAGGAAGCGCGCCGACGCAUGUGGUUCACAUUAUGCGCGCUGGACGUGACGGAUUGCAGCCCAGAAGAUCGAGCGAGAAUCAUUGCCGAGAGGGAUCAACCAAUUUUAGAUCGGACGCCCUUUAUUCAUGAUUAUACGCGUCGAGUACGGGUUCCCGCGCCGGAUCACAUGUGGGAGUCGGUCCACACAGAAGAAGGAUUACCGGCUAUUGGCGCCUUUGACCCCGUACAAGACCUGCAUUGUGGGGAUGCAUCAGGAAGGUUGACGAGGUUGUAUGCUAGGAUUCAAAUACUGGGUAUCGGAGUGUCCGAGAUUGUACAAAAUGUCUCCAGUAAUCCGAGAACUCCAGGGCGCAGGGAGCUCAUGGAUACGACCCCAGGGACGAGCCAAUCCCAUGCACAAACUGCACAGCCUCUGUUAUCCCCUGAACAUCAAGAGCUCAUCGACCAAAUCGAACAAGAGCUGCAUACGUGGCUUACCUACCUUCCACCGUGGGCCCGAUCCAUCGACCACCAUACCACAUUCGUCCCAUCUACCAUCAGCCGCCACCCGCCGCCAUGGCAACUAUUAUCACUGCAUAUCAUGUAUCAUGCCUGCUACGUUGCUCUCCACCUCCCCACCCUUCUCAAAGCCCGUCGAAAUGGAGUGCGUUCUACCCACCCUUCCCUAGCACACGUCAACGCAACGACUCGUCACCAUACACGCCGAAUAUCCCAGCUCAUCCACAAAGUCAAAAACCUCGACCCAAGUGCUAAAUACAUUACUCUUAUUAUAUGUUACUUUACAUUUUAUUCUGCCGUGGCGCUUGCCUUGGCGUUGUCGGACGAGUACAACCGCGAGGACACUGCUGAACUUCGCGCAGAACUGGAUAUCCAUAUUUGGUGGAUGUCAGUUUUUGGAGAGAGAUGGUAUAUGGGAGGAUAUCUGGUUCGUGUCAUAGAGGGCCUCGCUGGCGACCAGGCAAUCCAAAGAGAGAGGGAGCGAUAGCAUAUUCCACGCAAAACACACGAAAAAGGCGCAAAAACUCAACCGUAGAUAGACUUUAAAGAACAGAAAGACACGAGAACUCGGUCUUUUCUAUUUAUUGAUUGCAAAUCUGAGCGGGGGCAUGUGUAGAUACGAUAGCGAAAUGGGUAAGGACUUUUUGCAUGUGUGUUGAAUUCAGAAGUGGGGGAUGCGAAGAGAGGCUGUAUAUUCCUGGUGUCCUUUCCUCACCGCCUGGAAACGUUUUCUUGUACCAAAAUGGUCGGUUGACCGUUAUACAGUAUUAGCGAUUUUAGUGUCAAGAUUGGAUAGUAUUUUUAGUCUUAGCACAAACCGAAAGAAAAAAAAAAAAAGAAAAUCCAUCA